Molecule: messenger RNA, 1964 nt
Organism: Amborella trichopoda
Lineage: Eukaryota; Viridiplantae; Streptophyta; Magnoliopsida; Amborellales; Amborellaceae
Gene: IWS1
Product: Transcription elongation factor (TFIIS) family protein
Biological process (GO): regulation of DNA-templated transcription elongation; brassinosteroid mediated signaling pathway
Source: RefSeq, a predicted model, not a curated record
ACUUUUUCCCAUGAAUUUUUAAGGUGCAUGCGUAGUUAUACAAGGUUGGAUCCUUAUAUAAACUUUUUCCAAAAUUAAGAUACAUUUUUUAUAAUUUCCGAUAUCUCUUUUAUCAUAUGGAGUUAACCAUGGUGAUGGUUUUACCAGCUGAGUAAUGUGAUACACCUUUGGAAGGAAGCGCAGAGGGUGCUGAUUUGUUAAAUGGGGAUUUCCUCGUAUAGGGUCUCAUAAAUUUUUCCCUUUACUAUUAAUGGAAGUCCAUAGAUUUUCCACCGGAUAAAGAUUUUCGUUCUGAAAACCCUAGAAAAUCCCUUCUCUUCCCUGCGAAGCCAGUGAUCCAUCUUUCUUCCACAGCUCAAGUUCUGAGUCAUGGCAUAUGAAGAUGAUCCUUACCGUGAUGAGGAUGGAGAGCCAUUGAUGGAUCCGGACAUGGGUUCGGAACCAGAAGAAGAUUGGCGAACGGAGCGAUCACCCACGCCAGUCAUGGAUUCUGGUGAAGAAGAUGAGCCUAAAGCUAAACCUAGAAAGCGGCUCAUAAAGAAGAGUAACAAGGAAAGCUCGCCUGAAAAUGAUUUUCUGGCUGAUGAAGUUCAGGAAGAUGAGGAUUUUUCAGCUGGAAAGUUGAAGGGAAAGGAGGGAUCGAGCAAGAAGAGGAAAUCAAAGGAAGAAAGGGCGCACAAGGAGAAGAAAAUUAGGGCAAAGUCUUCAGAGAGAAGGCUUGGCAAGAGUUCAAAAGGUAAAGAAGGUUUGCAGGAUCAUGGGGGUGAUUCAGAGAUAAAGGAGUUGUGGGAUUCGAUUGCUGGUGCAGAUUCUGAGGAUGACCAAGAGGGUGUUAGGACUAAGGAUGAUGAAGCCUUCAUUGAUGAUACUGGAGUUGAACCAGCUCAUCAAUAUUUGAGUGAUGGUGAAGCCGGUUCUGCUGGAGAUGCUCCUCAGGCAGAAGAGGGGGAGGAGGACGAGGAAAUUAAACAGCUUUUCAAGAUGGGGAAAAAAAGGAACAAGAAAAGUGAGAGGUCAGCUGAAGAGACUGCAAUGCUGGUUGAGCAGUUUAUGGCAAGGCUUGAAGUUGCUGCUGAAGAAGAUGCAGAGCUAAAUCGACAGUCCAAACCUGCCAUCAAUAAGCUUAAAAUGUUGCCAAUGCUCACAGAGGUCCUUUCAAAACGGCAGCUCCAACAAGAGUUUUUAGAUCGCGGUGUGCUAUCUGUACUAAAAAAUUGGCUAGAGCCCCUGCCAGAUGGAUGUUUGCCCAAUAUCAAUGUCCGAACUGCUUUACUGAAUAUCUUAGCUGAUUUGCCGAUUGAUGUGGAGCAGUUUGACAGGAAAGAACAACUUAAAAAAAGUGGCUUGGGAAAGGUCAUUAUGUUUUUGUCCCGAUCUGAUGAAGAGACCACAUCAAAUAGGAAACUGGCAAAGGAAUUGGUUGAUAAAUGGAGUCGACCUAUAUUCCAAAAGAGCACCCGCUAUGAGGAUAUGCGGCGUUUUGAUGAUGAAAAAGUUCCUUUCCGUAGACCAUCUGCUAAGAAGCCUGUGACAAAUGCUGCUGGAUUGGAGUCUAGAGAUGAUGAUCUUGAUUUACCCGAAUUUUCUCAGGAGCAAAAAUCUGGCCAAGCAGCUGGCAGGAUGCAUACCUAUCGGCCAGAAGCUUUGCCUCUGGAUUUUGUUGUACGACCUCAGUCCAAGGUUGACCCAGAGGAAGUUAGGGCACGGGCAAAGCAGCUUAAGCAGGAUGAACGCCGGAUGAAGAUGAACAAGAAGCUACAACAACUGAAAGCCCCAAAGAAGAAGCAGCUUCAAGCCACAAAAAUAAGCGUGGAGGGCCGGGGGAUGGUCAAGUUCUUCUAGACCGUCGAUCGAAUCUCGCUUCAUAAUUGUCCCAACAGUGUAAUAAUUGGUAUGCAACAUUUGGGUUUAUACCAAAUAUGUGGUGAAAUAAAUGGGAACAGUUAAGCUUCAGCGUCUUGAUA